Molecule: messenger RNA, 1014 nt
Organism: Sparassis crispa
Lineage: Eukaryota; Fungi; Basidiomycota; Agaricomycetes; Polyporales; Sparassidaceae
Exons: 22
Coding region: 1-1014 (337 amino acids)
Source: RefSeq, a predicted model, not a curated record
AUGUCCAGUAGUGCUCCCUCUAACAUCGGGGUAACGGAUGGUGCCCUCUUGAUGGGGACUUUCAUCGCCUCCGUUGCUUUUGGGAUCACCCUCAUGCAGACAUACAUAUACUUCGCCGCGUUCCCAAACGAUCCCAGGCUCAUUCAUGCGACAGUCUGGGUACUGCUUAUAUUCGAUACCGGUCAUAUAACACUCGCGUGGCACAUGAUGUAUCACUGGCUGAUCCUUAACUUCAACAACCCAGACGCUCUGGGAAUUGUCGUUUGGAGUCUCAACAUAACGGUCAUCCUAACAGGCCUCAUCACUCUGAUCGUACAAGGCUUCUAUGCACGCCGGGUCUUCAUCUUGAGCAACCGCAACUGGUUCCUUACCAUCACCAUCAUCAUUCUUGCUAUCGUGAGAUUGGUGGUCGGCAUCGUGAACGCAGUAAAAUUCUUCGAACUCAAGUACAUCGACCUCUUUCCGAAAGUAUGCGGGCCGAUCGUCGGGCUGUCGUUGGGCGCGGGCACAGCUGCGGACGUGCUCAUCACGGCCUCGCUCGUGUACUUACUGCGCGGCCACAAGACAGGAUUCAACUCCACGGACACGGUCGUCGACCGCAUCGUCUUUUAUACCGUCAAUACUGGCCUGUUGACGAGUGUCGUGGGAAUUGUCGUCAUCAUCACGUUUGUUUCCAUCACGCACGACAUGAUCUAUUUUUCUAUCUACCUCACCUUGAGCAAGCUGUACAUCAACGCGCUCCUCGCGACGCUCAACGCGCGACGUGCGACUCGCGGCUGCGGUAUUGAGGAUACGACGCUGUCGAUGUCCCUCGCUGCACGCGUGGGGGGCACGCACCAGAGCGAGGAGUUCUCGAUGAACACGGCCCUCGGGGGAAAGAAUGACACGAUCACACCUGUUGUGCACGUCGUGACGACUACAAUGACGGACAGCCGGUACCCGCCAGAGGACAACAAGAUCGAGGGCUGCACCUUCGCCGAAACCCAGUCCAGCGUCUACAACCCUGAGGUCUAG